Ceutorhynchus assimilis (cabbage seed weevil) is the source of this 959-nucleotide messenger RNA. Lineage: Eukaryota; Metazoa; Arthropoda; Insecta; Coleoptera; Curculionidae. The record is from the annotation of a GenBank genome assembly.
GACUAAUAUAAGGGAUUUCCCCAUUCAUGGCCAUGUUUAUAUUUUCCUCAUAAUAAUUAUUUAAUUUCUGAAAUAAUUAUUUCAUAAAUAAUGGGUAUCAAAACUAAAACAGGCCUGGCAGCAAUCGCUGUGACUGUGACCGCUUUUAUAUUCAUCUUAUUGGCUUUUGUCACACCCUAUUGGCUAGUCAAUGAUGGCUUAGUACCAGAUUCCAAUUUCCAAAAAAUUGGACUUUGGGAAGUUUGCCUGAACAAAUUCGAAGACUUUCGGCACCAGUAUGACUACAAAUUCACAGGUUGCUGGUGGGUUUUUGAAGAAGAGUACUACAUUAUCAAUGAUUUUCUACUGCCAGGGUUUUUCAUUGCAACCCAAUUUUUCUUUACUUUAUGUAUGACUUUGGUACUUGUUGCAGCCUUUUUAACAUGGCUGUAUUGCUUUUGCAGCAGAGACCACGACAAAUAUUUACUAUUACUGCUUAGUAAUGGGGCUAAUUUAAUUUUAGCAGGCUUUUGUGGGCUAAUUGGGGUCCUUAUAUUUGGUUUUAAUGGGGAUAAUAGAGAUUGGAUGCCCCACUGGCAACACAACGAUUUGAGUUGGUCUUUUGGAUUGGCUUGUGUGGGGUCUUUGUUGCUUUUCCCUGCUGGGGCCUUGUUUUUGGUUGAGGCACGUAGGGUCAAAUACAGGAGGCUGAGAGGGUCAAUUCCUCAGAGUCAUUACAGUAUUGAAGUGCAGAAACCUACAUCUUCUCAUCAUACUGAUAUUUAAUUACAUACUAGAAUUGUGUCUUUUUUUAUAUUAUUAGGUCUGUUACUGCAGAAAUCACAAACUUUGACUAAUUUGUGAUUUCUGUAGAAACAGACUUAUUAUUUAUUAAUUUUUGUACUAAAAUUGUGUUACGUUUUUUAAAUGUUUUGUUGCUUUGUCCGUCCAUAUGUCCAAAAAAAAAUCUACUUAAUUAA